Carya illinoinensis is the source of this 871-nucleotide messenger RNA. RefSeq names its product thioredoxin-like protein CITRX, chloroplastic. Bases 86 to 652 code for a protein of 188 amino acids. Gene Ontology annotation, cellular component: thylakoid. Lineage: Eukaryota; Viridiplantae; Streptophyta; Magnoliopsida; Fagales; Juglandaceae. The transcript is spliced from 4 exons. The record is from RefSeq and is a predicted model, not a curated record. Gene Ontology annotation, molecular function: protein-disulfide reductase activity. Gene Ontology annotation, biological process: plastid organization; cell redox homeostasis.
GCUAGAUCGUGCUGUCCAAAAACCAAACCCAGAUUAAACCAAACCCCCUUCAAAGCCCUCUCUCUCUCUCUCUCCCCAAUCUAAAAUGGCUCUGCUCCAAAUCCACUCGCCACCACCUAGCACAACCAUUCUCUCCCCAAUCCUCUCGUUUCAUUCCCCACCACCUCUUCACUUUUCCAUUCCUUACUCCAACUUGAAAUACCACCAACAAAAUUUACUCCAUUCUACUUCCUCAACUACCAAGAACACACCUUUCUCACUUUCAACACUCCCAAGAAAGUUGCUUUGCCAGCCCCCUCGCGGCAAGUAUGUUAGAGAAGACUACCUUGUGAAGAAGUUGUCUGCCGAGGAAGUUCAGGAGCUCGUCAAGGGGGAAAGAAGCGUACCCCUUAUUAUUGAUUUCUACGCAACAUGGUGUGGACCUUGUAUUUUGAUGGCUCAAGAACUCGAAAUGCUUGCUGUGGAGUAUGAGAACAAUGCCUUGAUUGUCAAGGUUGAUACAGAUUAUGAGUAUGAGUUUGCACGUGACAUGCAGGUACGGGGGCUGCCAACACUAUUUUUUAUCAGUCCAGAUCCAAGUAAAGAUGCAAUCCGGACUGAAGGGCUUAUUCCAAUACAGAUGAUGCGGGAUAUAAUCGACAACGAGAUGUGAAGUGGGGAGUGAAACAUUAUUACACCAGCAGACAGAUUUUUGAGGGCCCUGGUUGUCCCGGUUGCUGAUGACACCUUCCCGUGGCUAAAUUGGGUUUUGUAAUUUAUUUUACUGAGAUACUGCGUUUGGAGUCAACAAUUUUUGUAGCUAAUAUGAUGUGCAAUAGAGGGAUAUUCACUGGUUUGAAUGAUGUAGGAAUUUAUGUGCCUUCUGCUCAAA